Molecule: messenger RNA, 3493 nt
Organism: Ceratotherium simum simum (southern white rhinoceros)
Lineage: Eukaryota; Metazoa; Chordata; Mammalia; Perissodactyla; Rhinocerotidae
Source: RefSeq, a predicted model, not a curated record
AGAAGAACAGUAAACACAAGCCAUGGAUGAAAUUUAUAAGAUCACUUCCACAGAAAGAAUCCAGCUGUUGGAGAAAGAACUGGCUGUGCGAUUGACUGAACUGAAGUCUGAGAUAGAAGAACAGGAGACUCUUCAGGGAACAGCUCAUCGAUCUUAUAGCUCUGUUCGAAUACCAAAGGACAUUUCUUACUUUAGACGAGAAAGGGAACUGGCUCUAAAGAAAACUUUACAGGUAGCUGAGUCAAAGCCCCUUGUUGUUCAAGCAGACGUCAUGCAGAGGGAGCUAGAGAGCUGCCUAAGAAGAGAGUACACUCCUGAAAAUUUACCUUUGCUUCUGUUGCAGAAACAAGUUGCCUACAUUAUGCAGGAGUACAAUGAUGCCCUUCAGAGAGCUGAAAGAUUGUCUGUUGCACGAGAAAACUUCCUUCUGGGAAAAAACAAUCCUCCUAACUUAGUGACACAGGAAGACUUGACUAUUUACACAAAGUGGUUAGUGUGUCACCUACACUCACUCAAGACUAUUCACCACUAUCUGCAGGCUCUCCAGUAUCUGCCCAUCUCCAAAGUGCUGAGUGUAGUAGAUGAAGCCCCUGAGGUUGGUCAGGAGAAUGAAAAUGUCCACGUUGAUGACAUCCAGUGCUCUGCGUGUCCAGGCCCUAUGGAUACCAGCGUUUCAGGGCCGAUGAGAGCAAAAGCUGCCUUCAUCCUGCCCCAACACACAACAGAAACAGAAGAACUGAAACCUCAGUUGAGGCUCCUGCUCUCCCAUUUCAAUAUCCCAUAUGAUGUGGAUGAACUAAGGGAUGCUGCUAAGGAAAUGGAACUUUUCUCCUUGGUUUCCCAAAAAUUUCAAAGCAUCUUCAUGGAGCAACAGGGAAUGCAAACGUUUCCGGACUACGAUGCUAGGAUAGCUAAAGUGGAGGAUUUCGGUUUGGCAGGACCUGGUAUGGCCUUGAAAAAGAGAGCCAACUGGAUAUCCUUUAUAAAGAUUAAGCCAAAAUGUGAUCCUUGGCAAAAGAAACUUUUGACCAGACUAAAGGAACGGAGAAGAAUAGAUGUAUUAAUGCAACUCCAAGCAAAGUUUUUGAAGAUUUCCAACCCUGAGCGAGUAAUGCAAGUGCUCCAAGAUCACGCUACAAAAACAGUCACGCUGGCUCCAUCUCAUCCAACUUUCCAAGCUUCCCAGGGUUUGCAUCAGUGCAACUAUGACCAAAUCUGGGAGAACAUUUAUAGCAACAUCAACCUCUACCAGAAUGAAAAUAUGAAGGAAGAUGACCUUUCAAUGGAACGAAAUGAAAAUGACCUAGCUCGAAUAACUCUCAGCCAACUUGCUGACGAGGCUGUCAAGCAGAAAAAAGAGACAGGGUACAGCUUUGCAAUGGCCCUGCAAAUGCUGGGCUUGGAUGACGGGACUGGGCCCAGUGAUAGGGAUCCUGUCCUGAUGAGAGGGACCUACUUGUCCUUUCUGUAUCUGCGCCACCUGCGAAUCAGGGAGCUGCAGCGCAUCUGCUUAGGAAUUCUGAACUAUUUCAGAUCCGUUGAGCGAACGCUGACUAUCAACACUGCGGGCCUUACCUUGGUCGCAGGGAGCCUAGUCCCCACCAAAGAAGAUAGUUCCUGGGUAAAUAUGGCAAAAGGAGGCUUGGGCACCUUGCAAGGCCUCGGAGCUCACCACUACGUCCAUGGGACAUCUGCCGAGCACAAGGUCCACAGCGUCCAAUUCAUGGAGUUCUCUGAAGUGGAGAACCAGAAUGAUUACUACAGCAUAGGAGCUGGCUACAUCUACACCCAGGACCCACAAGGAGUGCAUAUCAUGUAUGACGAAGCCUUGAGUGAUCUGAGGGACCUAGAGACAGAACUGCUGCUCGUGGCCAGCCAUUACAUUGAGAAAGAAAAAGGUCACAAAGAGGGCAGCGAGUCAAGUACUGGCCGGGACUGGGUAUGGGCCCAUGCAGGCGUGGACAGAUUUGCUGUGCUGUAUGACAUGUGGACUUGGGAAGCAGCUCUCCUAGAAAACAAACGCCAGCUUCUUGACAGUUACUUUGAAGCCUACCAGCAUGUGCUGGACCCAGAGGAGAGGUUUGCCUUAGCACAAGUGAUCACUGACAUCAUGCACAGGUGCCCAAGGUUUGAUCUCAGCCACUCUUACUUCAUUAAGGCCUACCAAGAUGAAUGCAUGUGCCUGAGGCUUCACCCACAGCUGGUGAGGGGCAUCCUCAACCAGCACAUAGAGCGUCAGCGGGAGUAUGUCCAGAGGCUCUGGCAAGAAAGCCCUCCAGAUGAUAGCAAUAAAUUUGGACUUCCCCUUAACAUCAUUUGCAAACAACUUAUUUCCAUCAACAAUAGCUGCCCAGCUCUGAAAAACAUUUAUCUGCUGGAGUUCCACCCUUCCCUGGGCCUGGCUUCACUCAUCCCCAGAGCCCUUGAGCAUCUCCUCCAGGAGGCCCACCACACCUGCAGGCCCACCACGGCCAGUGGCCUCGCCUUGGUGGAGAGACGUGUGCUGCGGCUGGCCCUGGAUGUGUGGCUCACCCCCGCCAAGCCGGAGUCCUGGUUCAGCGCACAGCUCCAGAAAGAUCUGUUUUCAGCUAAAGUGAUGGGAGAUCCCUUUCUCGUGGGGCAGACAGGCCUGCUUGCACUCAGGUCUGCAGUGGACGAAGGACAUAAGCAAGGCCAGGAUUCUCAUGGGCUGCUCCUGGAAACGUUUUCCAAACUUCUGGAACUCUUGACCCUCCGCCACCGGCUGAUACAAAUGAGUCUGGAGAGUGUACACUUAGCUUGUCUUUAUAAGGAAUUGGCAUGUGAGAUGGGUUUUGAAGAGUUCCAUUUGUAUCUGAGGCCUGUUCACUUUGAAUUUGCAUCACACAAGGACAAGGUGGACCAUCCACCCCCUGUCUUUAUAACCUCUCUGCUGGAGGACAGUGACCGUGUUGACAGAUAUUCACCUACUGCUCUUGGCUUAGCCAUCUCUGAAGUGGAUGAUAACCAAGUUGGCAAAUUUAGUUUUUAUACAAAGGAAGCCGUCCUUAAGCUCUUGUUCCAUUCAGGAGUGGAAAAUAUGCAAGUGACCCUUGCAUGCCAAGCUGCUCAGAAAAAUGCUUUGAUGGUGGCUGUCCAGCAGGCAUCCUUCUAUCACACUCCCCGAGGGGGCUGUCCUGCUGAUGUCAAGGAAAUAAGUUCAGAUCUGAGAAAUCGUGGUGGAAUGGGUCCAACCAGAAGAAGAGAUUCCAGAAUUGUGAAUGGCAUAGACAGCUUGCUGGUAGCCCCAACUCCAAAAGUCCCAGACACCCUUACUCAUCCUUCAGAAAGAUUCCAGGCUACCAAAAGGGCCCCAGAGGCUUUCAUGUCUAUUCAAUUAGAAAAGGUGUGGCUUCGGGACAUGAUGCUGAACGCCUUCCUCCUCAGGAAGCAAACCAUGGCUGACAGAAUGAAGAGCCCCGAUGAAAUUGGGAAAGUCAAAAGAGACGUUAUAGUUGAAUAUUGUCAGAAGUAA